CGCAACUUUACCGUCGCUUUAAAUACAUAAUACUUUUAUACGCGCUUUCGUUCUUCUCUUCUCUUCAGCAACGCUCUGGUUUCUCAUUUCAUUCAAGUGUGUUGUGUAGUAGAACGUACGAAGAAGACGAAGCCUAUAAUACGUUCCCUUUGUCCGUGAGAAUAUUAUACGGUGGUUGGACGACUAUGCCUACUAACCACAACUGUUGUAGCGACGAAUAAUAUCGAAUUUGAAAUCUAACAAGUAUCGAAGACCGCAGCAGAAUUCGGUAAAGCAGAAAUGCAAAUUGGAAUGUGCAUCGAAAUUUAAUCGAAGCGGUCCGAAAUCAACGAAAAAUGAGAACGCUUAUGUUCAUCGUUCGCUCGAUGCUUUUACUAUUUUUGCUGUUACUCAUUAGCAUCGUGUCAUCGGCCUCUACCUACGAACAUGCCGCCCUCCAAGCCGCCGACCAAUGUGACUGGAUGGGAAGUGGUGGCGGUGGUCGGGGUGUACGACCGGUGUACCUACGAUGCUCCAGAGGAACUGUAUUUUGGCGCUAUCCACGCGGAGCUUUGCGGGUAGUUCUUUCAAGCAGCAGCGAUGGUACUUUUCGAUUAUCCGGCUUUCGUACUUGCACCAAGGUUUCGGGACCGGUGAGAGUAUAUUUGGAGACACGUGGAAAACUUCGGCCAGUUUAUUCACCUAGAGAUGGAAAACACAAAGCUACGCAUAGAUGUUUUUACGCAAAGAAACAGCCGGCGGCACUUUACAUAGAAGCGGAAGAGCCCGUUUCGGGUGAACGUCACGAUGCCAAGUUACAGUACGAUCUAGAGUUACGAUACAUCGACGACCGACAAGGAGGAAGAUCGCGACGAUUCAACGACGAGGAAGAAGAAGAGUGCAGGCCGUGUUCCAUGGAUGAAUUAGCCAAGGCUUACUGUCAAAGCGACUUGGUAGCCAGGGGUACCGUGAGCGCCGUACAGAAACAACCGAAUUUGGAAGCUGCGGAACUGGUCCUUGGAGUAACGAAGAUUUUACGUCGAAUCGAAGAGAACGAGAGCAACUACGACGCGGAUGUUACCGAUUCCCACGAUCGUAGAAACGUUCGCAUAAGGGUACCGACUGCCUGUGACGCGCGUCACGGUCAGGGAGAGUUUGUGAUAAUGGCUAAGCGAAGACUCGGCGAUCUUGUUCUGGUCUGUGCACCGAGGCUGGAAACUUGGGCAAAGGUAGUUCGCGAAUUGGAAACUGCACCGUGUGUUCUCCGAAGUUAGCGCGCAUUCGAGUAACAACAACCAGAUGAUAUCUGUAAAUAAUUCGUAUUUUCCUACUCUGCAUGGGACGAAUAUCGAUCUCCGAACUGUGAUAUUGUUUUGUAUAAAUUUUAUCGCGAUAAAUACACAAUUUUUCAGCAAUAUCGUUGGUUUAAUAUCAAUCUAUCCUUGUUGCGAACCUUAGUUUUAACCGAAUACAUAGUUCUAGUCAUGCGUCGUUUUGCAACAGAAACUUUGUCGAGUUUAGACGAUAAUCACUGUACUUCAAGAUACAUACGCUCGUUUUAUAAUAUUUGUAGUCUUACACAAAAUGAGAAAUGUCGUCCAAAGUAUAUUUCAUCGGUAUACACUUACAUUACACAUUCCAACGUUUAUUCAACGGUCACAUCGCGAUAUAUGUAUGUACACGCAAAGGUGUUGUGUGUAAUCAUCACAUAUAUGCCACUACUACAUUCGAAACAGACGAAUACACGCGUUCGAAAAUCGUUUCGUACUACGAUACUGUAUGUUGUCAAGUGUGUGUGUGUGUGUGGGGGGGAUACAUACACACACAACAAAGCGUAUAAAUAAUAAUAAACGGACGAUUUUAUCCUUAGAUUUAUACCGGGUUAUCUUUGAAACGACGUCGCUGAAAACUAACUAUUAUCGCAAAUAAUUUGAUCGACACGUCACGACUCGCGAAUUUUCUUCUGUAUACAUCGAAGGAACCUUCUGUAUGAUACAAGCGUUUGUACUCGCGGUAUGGUAUAUUAUUUUGCAUGGUCCCAAGAAAAUGAUCAAGAAUCAAUAUACGCAACUGUACGAAAGAUCACGAAUCGACAUUUUCGUUUAACGAAAGAAUAACAGGUAC
Messenger RNA from Habropoda laboriosa, 2103 nucleotides. RefSeq names its product meteorin-like protein (gene Metrn). The transcript is spliced from 4 exons. NCBI's taxonomy places the organism in Eukaryota, Metazoa, Arthropoda, Insecta, Hymenoptera, Apidae. The record is from RefSeq and is a predicted model, not a curated record. The coding region runs from base 336 to 1253 and encodes 305 amino acids. Gene Ontology annotation, molecular function: hormone activity.